AUGCAGGAGUUCCUGAGGCUGCUGAGGGAGCAUGGGGACGACAGCUCUCCCCCACCAGAUUUGGUGACCCUGGCAGGCAAGCUGUGUCGGGACUUCCAAGACAAACCUGUUCAGGUGCUACAUUUGGUGGAAGCCAUUCUGAACAGCAAGCAUCGUUGGGCUCUUGUGAAAAAUGAAGAUGUGACCAUGGUGUGUGUCCAUGUCCUGAUCCAGCAGGAGCAGCACCUUUUAGCCCUCCAGAUUCUAAAGGUGUGUCACAUGCCAGGAGGCAGCCAGGACCUGGUAGAACUCUGGAAUGACAUCCACUACCAACUGACCAUGAAGAGGCUGGGUGUCACUGAACUGACUGCAGCACAGAGGUUUCGCUGCAGGAAGAGGAAUCCACCACCCCUUACCUUCUGCCCUGAGGGUCCUAAGAACCGGAACUUUCUCCCAGAGAUUCGGAGCUGUCUGCAGGACUUUGCCAGAGGUGUGACUGCUUAUCCCAAGAAGGCCCAGUUGGAAAAACUGGCAUCGGAGACAGGCUUGACUACUGAGCAAGUGUACAGCUGGUUUGCCAAUUAUCGGCGGCAUAAGAAGGGUCUUCUCAGGCAUGUGGCAAGAGCCCAGGAGGCCACAUCAGAAGUUUCCCAGGCAACGGAUCAUGUUCCUGAGCCAGCACAGCUCUCAGGAAACCAUUGUGAGUCUCUGACUGUAUCUCAGUGCUCAGGACACCCGGAGUGGCGAGUUCAUCAUCCUGCCAGUCUCAUGUCCAAGGACUCUGACCCUGGGCCUGGCCUCUGCCCUCCGGCUGCUGGCAGUAGUGACAUGCUUGAUUCCUCUAUGAAUGCCCCUGAGUCCUGGAUGAUGCCCCUUACACUGCCAUCCUUCGAGGAAGUUUCUUCCCAUUCUCUGGAAGCGAUGCCAGCCUUACCUGCCAUGCCAGCACCUCUGUCCACGAUGGAGCUGAGCCAGCCCUUGCCCUUCAGCCAGGUGCAAAGAGCUGAUGACCAGGCCUCGUGGGAUGCUUUCUGGGGAGCCACAAUGCUCCUUGAGUUUUCUGAGGGCGCCCUGGGUCGAAAUGCCGGUGUGGAGACGGAGCAGCACACAGAAUGA
This is a messenger RNA of Arvicanthis niloticus (Nile rat), 1095 nucleotides long. The record is from RefSeq and is a predicted model, not a curated record. NCBI's taxonomy places the organism in Eukaryota, Metazoa, Chordata, Mammalia, Rodentia, Muridae.